Sinocyclocheilus anshuiensis is the source of this 3833-nucleotide messenger RNA. RefSeq names its product peroxisomal membrane protein PEX14-like. Lineage: Eukaryota; Metazoa; Chordata; Actinopteri; Cypriniformes; Cyprinidae. The transcript has 9 exons. Gene Ontology annotation, molecular function: signaling receptor binding. The record is from RefSeq and is a predicted model, not a curated record. Gene Ontology annotation, biological process: protein import into peroxisome matrix, docking. The coding region runs from base 52 to 1176 and encodes 374 amino acids. Gene Ontology annotation, cellular component: peroxisomal membrane; peroxisomal importomer complex.
CACCGGUGGAGUGUUAGCGUCAUUAGCCUUCUGGCUAACAUCUCUGAGAAGAUGGCAUCCCCGGACCAACCUGACCACCAAAAUCAGAACGCUGCUCCGGCCAGAGAAGAGGUGCCUCCAAGAGAAGCGCUGAUUGCCACGGCAGUCAAGUUUCUACAAAACCAGCAAGUUCGUCAAAGCCCCCUGGCGACCAGAAAAGCGUUCUUGAAGAAAAAAGGUCUGACAGAUGAGGAGGUUGAUCUGGCCAUCCAGCGGUCCGGUAGUACAGAGGAGCCGCUCACUGUAGCUGUUCCCGGGCCCGCGCACAUCGCUCACCCUGUUCCACUGGCCCCAUACAGUCCCUCAGGUUACAGAUGGAGAGACUACAGUGCCCUGGCUGUCAUCUUGGCAGGAAUGGCCUUUGGCUUCCAUCAUCUCUACCGGAAAUACAUCCUUCCCCUCAUUAUGGGCAGCAAAGAGGACAAGGAGCAUCUGCAGCGGAUCGAGAGCAACAUCGCGGAAAUGAGUGGCACGCUGACACAGACAGUCACCCAGUUGCAGAUGACCCUGGCUUCAGUGCAGGAGCUGCUGGUCCAGCAACAGAAGAAAAUACAGGAGCUGACACAAGAGCUGGCUAACUCGCAGGCCUCAUCUGCCACCAACUGCAUGCUGGAGUCUCAGAGCAUCAGUGAACUCAAGGCUGAGAUUGUAUCUCUUAAGGGUCUUCUUCUCAGCAGGAGACAGUUCCCCGCUUCACCCUCCGUUCCCAAAAUCCCAUCCUGGCAAAUCCCUCUCAAACCCGGAUCGCUGUCCAACCCGCCCUCAGUCAACCACACCAACAGCAGUAGCGACAUCUCACCCGUCAGCAAUGAGUCGGCCAACUCCUCCCCCGUCAAAGAGGGCAACAGCUCCCAGGCCACCCCGUCCGGCUCGCACUGCCUGAACGGAGACGUGGGCCUGGGCUCCAUUCUCCCUCUGGACCUGAAAGACCAGGUCCGUAUGGAAGUCCAGGGCGAGGAGGAGAAGAAAGAGGAUGAUGAGGACGAAGACGAGGAUGACGACGUGACUCAUGCGGAUGAGGAAGACCACCUGAGCGUGCAGACGGAGGACAGGAGAGGAGGCGACGGACAGAUAAACGAGCAGGUGGAGAAGCUGCGGCGUCCAGAGGGUGCGAGCAACGAGAGCGAGGUCGAUUAGAAAGAAACUCCAGACUUCAUCCGUCCAUUGGCUUCUCUCGGUUUCCUUAGAGUUAAUUCAAGUUCUGAUAUCACACCCUCGUCGCAGUAAAACGGCUACCGUGAGCAUCAUUUAACACUGUAUGAAAGCGGCAGGUGAGGUGGAUUGUGUUCCUUUCACUGCAGUUCUUUACCCCUUUGACUUUUCAACAUGCAAACUUUCAACGUGCAAACCAGAGUGAAGGCACAAACCUUCUGCAUGCCUGAACAAGCACAGCAACAGAAAUUUCUGGAAAGACGACAAGAGAAUUAGGACUUUUUCUUUUGCAAUCCAUACAUUUCCCCUAAAUGCUAGCUAGCUGUUUUGCUAGAGACUGUAGUACUCCAAAAAAGCCCGUUUAAGUUGCUUCUAUGCCAUUUCUUUUGUUUUGUUCAGCAGUAAACACUAGUUUACACACAGUCCCAGCAUUGUUGGAUCAGACCUUGUAAUCUGUCGUAGUGAACCAAUUCUCCUUCAGACGUGUAGUACACCGGGCUUCAGCAGUCUGUGUAACAACAAGUGAUGGUGGAUUUGAGAUUUCUGUGGGAGAAAGAAAGAGAGAGAGAGCGAAAACGCGUAUGAGAAUGCAGACAAUGAGGCGAAAGAGAAAUGUGUCUGUCUUGGUCGUAUCUCUCCGGUCUCCAGCAGGGUAGCUGAUUUGGUUUAUGAAGUAUGUUAAUAAUCAAAUGAUCGACAAAUAACAGAUGUAUUAGUUCAUGCGGCUUGAAAUGUCAAGGAGGCUAAAAUCGGAAAUCUAAUACUGAAAGCCUGUUAUAUUGUAUUAUAUUACAUGACAAACCCUCCAGUCCAAAUUAUAUAGGCCUCCUGCAGUGAAUAAUCUUAACAUGAAACUGUGCUGGGGUUUUGUAAUUAAACUGUGUAAAACAAUGGAUGCUUCAGUGGAGGUGCUGACAGUUGUGCUUUUCUCUUUGGGGGCUUUUCUCUCAGAAAGUCCUGAGAGGAUUAAAAAAAGAUGAAAAAUGUUUUUUUUCCCGUGAUGCAAAUGGAGAGUAACGUAUGAAUAUUUAACUAAUGAAAUUACUCACUCACCAGCUGAUGAGAAAGAAAGCCAGAGAGAUCCUGGAGUGAGAACCGUGUCAGAUCCAAUGUGACAUUUUCACUUUUAACAAAUGACCUUCAGAGUAACCGGAUUACAGCGCAGCCAGGUGAAUUGUGGGUCUGUGGUGGCACAAUGCGAAGGCACAAUGAAAGAGCUCAACUUGUCUGGCCAUGUGUGUAUGUCUUCUUACUUCCCAGACUAGGGUUGGCUUAACACUAACCCGCACAAGAAUAGCAUAUAUUCAUAUGAUACAAUGUCAAGAGAAACCGCGUGUUCAUUUGAUAUGCAGUGACUUUUUUUUCUAAAACUUGGGCGUUGAUUUGAAAAGCUAAAAAUCCAAAUGUGAAGUGAACAUUAGAGGAAUAGUUCAACCCCCAAAACAACAACAACUGUGAUUUACUUAAACCUUUAUGCGGUCUAUUUUAUUUUUGUGGAACACAAAAGGAUACAUUUCGAAAAAAUUCACACUUCUCCUUACCAUACAUCCACAGUUCAUAGCAACCAUGUCUGUUAAAACUCCAAAAAUGACCCCAGAAACACCAUUAAAGAACCAGAUCAGUCCAAUUAAUGAAUGGUUUUUGAUUAACCGGUUGAUCCAGUUCACAAAUCACACUACACAUUUCAUUCACAAAAUUUGACUGAUCUGGUUCUUGAGUUAAACUCAAUACAGCCGGAGUGGUUCUCAAGUUAACAGUUCAAGAACUGUUCAGACAAAGUGUUUUUUUUUUUUGUCUUUUUUUGGAGCUCAACUGGUCACUAUUAACUGUCAUUAAAUAACUUGUACACAAAAACUAUUCAAAAUAUAACAUUGUUUGUCCCAUAAAAAAGGCUGUUUGUAAUGACAUGACAUUGAAAAUAACAUGUUUUUUGGUGAACUAUCCUUUUAAAGGAAUCAGUAAAGUCUGUUUAAUCUUGAAAGUAAAAAGCAUUUUUUGGUGUCAGAAGUGUCAUUGCAGUUACAGAUGAGUUAGCUUUUUAAGUGAGAGGAAGGAAGGAAGGAAGGAAGACCAUCGGCUUCAGAAUGAGACAGAGCUUUAGUGUGAGAGUGUGAGAGUAUCAGUUUUGCUUAAAACCACAUUCAGGAGUUCCUGCAACUGGCAGGUUGUUUCUAGUAGCGUGGCGGCAGAGGCCUUUAAACAACAUAGUAUGCUAAUUUUAGCUAAUCAUUGUAAAGCCGCUGCAAGGGCUACUGAAUUAAACAUGAUAUAAGCCACAUAUUCAGUGCCUAUAUCUAUUUUAAUAUUGCAUUCUCAUCUCCAACUGUUUUUAUGACAGUUUUGUUAAGAAUCUACAUCCCGCUGCUCAGUUUCAGCAACUCAGUUUAGGGAUUUAAGCAUUCGUUCUUAUUUACGUGAGCUGUGUGUGUGUGUGUGUGUGUGUGUGUGUGUGUGUGCACGCUGGAUCAGUUUUAUAAGAAAGCUUACGUCAAAGGUGUGUAACAGUUUGUACGAACUGCACAUUGUUGCUGUAUGUGGCUCUGUUGAUGUUGUUGUUGACACCCUGCCGAUAUUUGUCUCAGAGAAAUUCUGGUAUGAAAAGAUGAAUGUACAUAAUUGUAAUAAAUUUGAUUUAACACAAA